AAAUUUUGUAAUGGGAAGCGGUAGCCUCUAGGGCCCAGAGGAUAUGCAGGGAGGCAUUUUCUCUGGCUGGUGCAGCUGAGAGCAGCGAGCGAGCGAGCGAGCGAGCGAGGGAGCGAGCGCCGAGACCUGGAAAUGAAAGUAAAGAGAUCAGGAGGCACAUGGAGGGAGCUGCAGGGGCAGCCGAUCCAGAAGCAGAAUGCUGCCUUCUGUAAUUAAAUAGCAUUUACUAUUAUUAUUACUUCUAGUAAUAAUACAUUAAUAAUAUCUCUAGUAAUACAAUACCAUUUAUCAAGAAAAGUUUAUACAUAGUGUGUGUGGGGGAAACCCGAGGAGAGCGACUAUAAUGGAGAGACAGAAGAGAAAACAAGAAAUAGAGAAAGGACUUCAGUUCAUUCAGUCCACAUUGCCCCUAAGCCAAGAAGAUUAUGAGGCCUUUUUGCAGAAGCUGGUGAGAAACCUGUUUGCAGAGGGCAAUGAUUUGUUUCGAGAGAAGGAUUUCAAGCUUUCACUAGUGCAGUAUGUAGAGGGGCUGAACGUGGCAGAUUAUGCAGCCUCCGACGAUGUGACCAUCCCAAAGGAACUCCUGUGCAAGCUGCAUGUCAACCGAGCUGCCUGCUACUUUGCCAUGGGGUUGUUUGAGAAGGCACUGGAAGACAGCGAGAAGGCUUUAAGUCUUGAUGAGGAAAACAUCCGAGCGCUCUUCCGGAAAGCCCGCUGCUUAAAUGAACUUGGAAGACACAAAGAAGCUUAUGAGUGCAAUAGCCGAUGUUUGCUCUCCCUCCCACACGAUGAAAGCGUCACGCAGCUGGGACAGGAGCUUGCCCAGAAGCUGGGACUGAGGGUUCGAAAAGCAUACAAAAGACCUCAGCAGGAAUUGGAAACGUUCUCACUACUCAGUAAUGGCACGUCAAUCAAUUCGUCGAAUCAGACCACUUCCAAUGGAUUGGGUUCGAUAGAUGACAUUGAAACAGAUUGCUCUAUGGACCUGCAGUGCCUCCCAGCUCCUGUGGCCACCUCCAUCCCUGUGAGCGAGGAGCUGGCCCCUUUGCCCUCUGACUCGGAUGCAAAGGGCUUGCCUACCUCGCUCCCUGCUGCCAGCUUGGUCCCAUCUCCUGACUGUGUGUCCCUGCCAGUGCCUGAGAGCGUGGAGGACUUCACAGAUGGGGACAUAAUUGGGGAAGAACUGGACUCCCUCCUGGACUCCCUUGCCGAAGGGUCACCAUACCCUCUAGUAAGAUCUCUGGUCCAGGGCACGAUUCCUACCAACCUGCCAACAGAGAUGCCUCAGCUGAUCCCUGUGUUUCCUGGGGGAACUCCACUGCUGCCCCCAGUUGUUACAGCCAGCAUCCCUGUCUCCACCCCGCUGCCACCUGCUUCCUUUGGUCUGGUGAUGGAUCCCACCAAGCAGCUCUCCUCCUCCUCCUCUGUCCUCGAUGCCUUUGAGGCCCCACCUGGAGGAAGUGACGGCUCCACCUUAGAUUCCCUGGAUUCCCUGGAUCUGUUUACAGACUCACGGCUUGAUGUCCUGGUCUCCUUUGGGACAAGCAGAGGGUCACUGGAUUCCUUUGGCAUUGAAGAAACUAGCCCUCAGGAACUGCGACAUCCACCUGGCAGCCAAAAACCGUCCCCCGUGGUGAGUGAGCCGCUCCCCCGUGCUGAUGUCCCAAGGUGCUCUGGAACCAAGGUAGUCAGCCUUGGUGGAGCAAGUCACCCAGCUGUACCAAAGGCCACCGAGCACCUGUUGUCCCAGCCGGAACCAGUAAUGCCCAACACAGCCCUGCUAGUGAAGAACCCCCUGGCAUCUACUCACGUCUUCAAACAAGCCUGUCAUACCUGCUAUCCCAAAACAGGGCCCAAGGCUGGUGAUUACACCUACCGGGAAGGCGUGGAGCACAAGUGCAAGCGGGACAUCCUGCUGGGCAGGCUGAAGAACUCAGAAGACAAGACCUGGAAGAGGAUCCGUCCUCGCCCAACCAAAACCAACUUUGUGGGAUCCUAUUACCUGUGCAAAGAUAUGCUUAACAAGCAGGACUGUAAGUACGGGGAUAACUGCACCUUCGCGUACCACCAGGAGGAGAUCGACGUGUGGACGGAGGAGAGGAAGGGGACCCUCAACCGUGACCUCCUCUUUGACCCGCUAGGGGGAAUCAAGCAGAGCAGCCUCACCAUUGCCAAGCUCCUCAAGGAACAUCAGGGCAUCUUCACCUUCCUCUGUGAGAUUUGCUUUGACAGCAAACCCCGGAUUAUCAGCAAAGGGACCAAGGACACACCAUCUGUCUGCUCCAACCUUUCUGCCAAACACAGUUUCCAUGACAACAAGUGUCUGGUCCACAUUGUGCGUUCCACCUCCCUGAAAUACUCCAAGAUCCGCCAGUUCCAGGAGCACUUCCAGUUCGACGUGUGCCGCCACGAGGUGCGCUACGGCUGCCUGCGCGAGGACAGCUGCCACUUCGCUCAUAGUUUCAUCGAGCUCAAGGUUUGGCUGCUGCAGCAGUAUUCAGGAAUGACCCAUGAAGAUAUUGUGCAGGAAUCGAAGAAGUACUGGCAGCAGAUGGAGGCACAUGCCAGCAAACCAGCCAACAGCAUGGCUUCUGCUCGGACUCCCACGUCAAGUACCUUUGACCUUCAGAUGAAAUUUGUGUGUGGCCAGUGCUGGAGGAAUGGGCAGUUGGUGGAGCCAGAUAAAGACCUCAAGUACUGUAGUGCCAAAGCCCGCCACUGUUGGACAAAGGAACGUCGCGUCCUUCUGGUGAUGUCCAAAGCGAAGAAGAAGUGGGUGUCUGUCCGGCCACUGCCUUCCAUCCGCAACUUCCCACAGCAGUAUGAUUUGUGUAUCCAUGCACAAAAUGGCAGGAAAUGCCAGUAUGUGGGCAACUGCUCCUUCGCUCACAGCCCUGAGGAGAGAGACAUGUGGACCUUCAUGAAGGAAAAUAAAAUUCUAGAUAUGCAGCAGACCUAUGACAUGUGGCUGAAGAAACACAAUCCUGGGAAGCCUGGAGAGGGGACACCGCUCACCUCACGAGAAGGGGAGAAACAGAUCCAGAUGCCCACUGACUAUGCUGACAUCAUGAUGGGCUACCAUUGCUGGCUCUGCGGGAAGAACAGCAACAGCAAGAAGCAAUGGCAGCAGCACAUCCAGUCGGAGAAGCACAAGGAGAAGGUCUUCACCUCAGACAGUGACUCAAGCUGCUGGAGCUACCGCUUCCCCAUGGGUGAAUUCCGGCUCUGCGAAAGGUUCCAGAAGAGCAAGGCCUGCCCUGAAGGAGAGGAGUGCCGCUUUGCCCACGGCCAGGACGAGCUGACCGAGUGGCUCGACCGGAGGGAAGUGCUGAAACAGAAACUGGCCAAAGCCCGCAAGGACAUGCUGCUCUGCCCCAGGGACGACGACUUCGGGAAAUACAACUUCCUGUUGCGGGAUGACGUGUAGUAAGGAACAGGGGGGGAGCCUGUCGGCUAGAGAAACACAGGGCGGGUUUUCCAAGAGUGGCAGUAGCAGGGAGAGCGAGAUCUGUGUCUCGCAAAGAGAACUUUGUAUUUUCUUUCAUUUUAUGAUUAUGAGAUGAUGAUUUAUUAGUGGUGAAUGAAAUCAUGAAUUUGAUUCUCCUUGGCCAGCGAACGCCAUGCUCACUGAGUUUGUGAUCUGUCUUUGCUCUCUUCUUUCCCCCUUCUUUCCUCUCCCAUCUUUUUGUUUUCUAUGAUUCAUUAUAUGUCUUUCUCAGUGUGCAACAGGUAUUCAGGGUGGGUAGUUUUGGUUCAGUUUUUUGGCUGGUGCAAAUAAGACUGAAGGCAUCUAGAAGGUGUAUUUGGAGACUGUGACACACCCUGUGUCACCGUACUCCACGCAGCAGUAUCAAGUCAGGAAGAAGGCUGUAACCAAAAGAAGCCUGUGUGUCUGUGUCACCUUGUGUUUUGAAGACAGGGAAGUAUUAGGGUUCCCUUCUUGCUCUUUAAAUGGCUUGUGUUACUAGUUAUUUAGAGCUGCAUUUUUCUGUGCACUGCCAGAAGAACUGGGUGGGGACCUAUUUAAAAGGAAACCACCAAGCAGCAUGAAUGAUGUUUCCCUGAUGGGAAUCCAGCUGAAAGGGCAUUUAGAAGCACUGGAGGUCCAGCCUUCUCUUCCUUGGAGCUGGGGCAGGGAGCUUGUGGACACAUAGUGCAGCCAGGAUGAGACACAGGGCAGGGACCGUGGUGGACGGUGAGCAGCACAGUGGGACCCAGCCAUGUGCCUGCUCCUGUCCCACCUAAUGCAUGCCAUGAUGGGGAAACAGUGAUCCUGAGUUCUGGGCCAGAAUUUUUGGCUUUUAUAGUGACAGCAGUGAGGGGCAGUACUGCUCUGUAUGCCAGCUUUGUCCUUUCUGGUUGUCUCAUCCUGUAAGCAGUAAACAUGCUUACAUGAUGAGAUCUACAGAUCUGCAGUGCUGUGGGGAAAAAGAGUGACCAAUGCAGUAUCAGACUUGGCAGUUACUGAGUUGUCAGGUGCUGUAUUUCCUCUUCUGUCCUUCACUGUAGCUGCCUGGAUUGCACCUUCUCCUGGUGCUCCUUGUGCUCAGCUGGUCAACUUUAUAAGCAGAGAGAGACAAGGGAGGAAGUAGGCAUCAGCUCCUGAGUUUUGCACUGCUUGGGCAGAAACACCAAGGAAGCCAAUCCGGAUUGGGCACGUUGGAAUGCAUUUUUAUUUUUAAAACAAAUCUGCAUCUCUACUGUGACUCUAGCAUUUGCUGUGCCAUGAAUUCUCAUAUAACUUGCUUAGGUUACAAAGUGGAUUGUUGUCCCCUCUCCCCGUCUCUGUGGGGAGAGGGCGAGCGUGCGUGAGGUGAGGGAGGCCCAGAGUCAUGUGGGUUGCAUCAAGUAUCUCUUUUUGUUUUCCCUGAUAUGAUAACCUGGUCUGUGGUGUUGCAGUACUUUGUCACCAGACUUGUUUUAGUGUGUAUAUAUGUAACCCCUCCCAUGAAGCAUAUAUACACAGGUAUUAAAUAUAUCGCUCUAUAUAAUAUUAUAUGUGUGUGGUAUCGAAAGAAUCCUUUAAAUGAGGGUAAAGGAAAAGGACUCAGGCCAGGAAACGCAGCAUCUCCAGUUUAAAUGUGAAGACUUUUAUUUGGGUUAGGGAAAGGGAAAUAACAAAGAAGGGAGGGUUUAAUAUAGAUAGGUAUGAAUUUUGAGAUGGGACAGGUUUCCAUGUUCACAUUUUUGAAACCUCCUGGGAUGUCCUCGCAGUCCCAUCUCAAGUGAAAGAGUAUUAUACUGCUAACUAGCCAGUAAAGUUUUAAUGAUAAGGCUUUGCUUAUAUUAUUUAAAGGGACAUUGUGAAAGGCAGGAAGCUUCUCACUUGACUUCCCAGGCUCACUUUAUCAAGCCAAGAGGGUUUUCUUCAGCAGGUUACAUACUCUCAGCACUCGCAGCUCUACAACAGAUAAGCCACAAGUUGUAGGGCUGCUUUAGUGGUGUGUUCACAAGAUCCUGUGAUAACUCAUGCUUUUCUUCAUUGAUGUGAGGGGAAAAGAAUAUUUUGCAGCACAGAACCAAAUCUGAAGGUUAUUAACAAAAGAAGUGAUGUUUUAAUUUUAUAACAUUAGAAGAAAAUCUCAUAUCCUGUAAAAUAACCAUGCACACACAGAGUAGAGACUGAUUCAGAUCAGCUUGUUAAAUGCUGAAGGACUUAGUGAAAAUCUUUUUCCAAAUCCUCAGGUAGGGGCAGGGAUUUAAGUGAUGCUGGUGUGGGAGUUAACUUGGCCUUUACACAGGGAAGUAAAAAACCAAAAAAUACCCUACUUAGUUUGUAUGAAACUGUAUGUCAAAAAUGGAUGGGUUUUAGCAAGUGAAAAGUAAAGACAGCAAGGGGAUGCUGCAGUUCUGAGCUGGGUAGUAAUGAUUUUGAGUCCUUUAAUAUGUCUUUGUAUUAAUAUAAUUUAAGAAUACCACGCUUUACUAUUAAAAAAUAACUUAGUAUCUUUCAUAAGGUUUAGUAUCAGGAUAAUAAUGUAGAUGUUUUAACAACAUUUUUUUGUUCUUAAAUAAAAAAAAACAACAAACCAAACUUGCUUCUUUUAGCCUUUGUAAUAGAAAAUAAAAGUGUGCACUUUAAACCCUC
Messenger RNA from Apus apus (common swift), 6088 nucleotides. It is a transcript of the gene ZC3H7B, whose product is annotated as zinc finger CCCH-type containing 7B. The coding region runs from base 344 to 3427 and encodes 1027 amino acids. Gene Ontology annotation, molecular function: protein binding; miRNA binding; metal ion binding. The record is from RefSeq and is a predicted model, not a curated record. Gene Ontology annotation, biological process: miRNA processing. The transcript has 23 exons. Lineage: Eukaryota; Metazoa; Chordata; Aves; Apodiformes; Apodidae.